AUGUCGAAAACUGCCACCAAGACCGGAACUCCAACCCCAUCCCACACUGUUAGAGUAAGCUUCAUGGGCGAAGCUGGAACUGAGGCCUUUGCCAGGCUCAAUGGAGCGAAAGGUUUCAUUUCUCAUCAUGCAUCCAUUGCAACAACUGGAAUGAAUGGCGGAACUCCGUUCAAAAACCCCAUACAACUGUCCUCUUACGGAUCACAAGCUGACACACUCAUACCUCGAAAUGUCUACGCGAUGAAUUGCAAGCUCAUUGGCACUAACAACAACACCGACGAUCAACUUCACUUCGAAAACAUCAAUCGUAUCAACCUUGGCAGCGUCAACCGCUUUGGCGAGUUCUUUGUCGUUUAUUCCCGCGAUUUGAUUCAAGAUCCGGCUCAUGGGGGCAAGAGUACAGUAGUCAUAACUCUCAAACACACUGAUUAUGAUCCGUUGGUCAGUGCACUUUAUUCCCCCAGCGCGCAAUAUGGAGAAGGCGCAAAACAUAUGUCAACUUGGUCGAGAACUGCAAUUGACGGGUCAGAUCAAAGAUUACAACACGGAACUUUUCAUGUGGGAAAACGAAUCCAAUUAGCAACUCCUUCUCCUGCUCGCGGUCCUGGGGGUCCUUCAGGUGGCCGUGUCCCAUUGUCACUUGGUCGAACUGUGCGACCCGUAGCCAGCACGUCAUCAGCUGUUCCCUCCGUCACCAGUGAAAUACAAGUAAUCCCCGAAACCGAAGUUGAACCCGAACCCAACGAGGAGGAAGAAGAAGCAGAAGCCGACUCUCCGCUCGCCGACAUGACCAACAACGUCUAUGGCAAACGGCCACGUCGUCACUGA
Molecule: messenger RNA, 828 nt
Organism: Melampsora larici-populina 98AG31
Lineage: Eukaryota; Fungi; Basidiomycota; Pucciniomycetes; Pucciniales; Melampsoraceae
Exons: 6
Coding region: 1-828 (275 amino acids)
Source: RefSeq, a predicted model, not a curated record